Molecule: messenger RNA, 771 nt
Organism: Naegleria fowleri
Lineage: Eukaryota; Heterolobosea; Eutetramitea; Acrasida; Naegleriidae
Exons: 1
Coding region: 1-771 (256 amino acids)
Molecular function (GO): protein binding
Source: RefSeq, a predicted model, not a curated record
AUGAGCAAACGCUCCUUUGGGAAUUAUUCGUCGGGUGACCAAGCCUUUCAUCACUUUGUUAUUUCUUCAAUGUGCAAGACCGAACCAGAUUUUGUUCCCCAGUUUCCCAUCCUUCUUUCAACGUCCGAUCAAAGUUAUUGCACUUUAACAAAUGACUACGAAUCAAAUUUUAAAAAAAAGAAAUUUUCAACCAUAUCCGAUUCCGUGAUUCCUUCCCCUCCAUGCAACUCAGCGUUCAGUUCUACAACCAAUACUCUCUUUCUUCAGACUUUGAACAACUCAUCAAACAAUUGCAACAUUUUUCCACCAAAAACAAACCAUCAACAAAUUGAAAAUGUAAAUAUCAUAGAGGAUGAUGAUGCAAAACAUCAUCAAGAGCAACACUCAAUGGAAGACGAUGAAGUUACAUUCACGUUUACAACUAGUUGCAACGAUACAAAUUUAUACAGACACCGGAAGCAUUUGCAGCACAUUGAAUACCUUCGAGCCACAGUCAUAAACCAAGAGAUCAACAAAAAUGUCAUCAAUUUUCAGGUUAAAGGAGUAAGUGGACAAACUAUUUGUUUCAACCAAGUCGACAUUGAACGUAGCACGCUGCUAGAAUUACAACAAAUAGUCUAUCAACAAAUAGGAAUUCCCAUUCAGAAACAGAGAUUGGUUCUGAAAGGCAGAAUAAUUCCAUUCACUAACAACACAACUCGUUUGUCAGAAAUUCCUGGAAUUGAAAAUAACUGUACUUUUCAACUUGUGUGUGCUUUGAAGGGAGGCUAG